Dendronephthya gigantea is the source of this 1271-nucleotide messenger RNA. RefSeq lists its product as uncharacterized. The record is from RefSeq and is a predicted model, not a curated record. The transcript is spliced from 4 exons. The coding region runs from base 195 to 1271 and encodes 358 amino acids. Lineage: Eukaryota; Metazoa; Cnidaria; Anthozoa; Malacalcyonacea; Nephtheidae.
ACGAAUGCCUUUCGUAUCCGUGCUUGAAUAACGCAACAUGUGAAGAUCUUGUUAACGCGUACAAUUGUUCUUGUCCCGCGGGAUAUUAUGGAGUUAAUUGUGAAUUUGAAAAUUUAUACCCGAUUGAAAACCUAACACUUCAAUCUGUACCGACCGCAAAGGCAUUUGGUGAAAAUAUUCCUAUUAUUUGGGACAUGGACGAUGGCUCAUACACUUCCGUAGAUGUUUACUACAACGAGAUCAUAUGUUGCAAUGUGACGAAUCUAAAUCGAAUUGGUGGACAAUGCGAUUGCCAUGUUACAGACCCAUUGCUUUUCGAUCCUGACGGGAUCGUGGAUAUCCGUGUUUUCGCUCGGAAUUCAGUUUCAAACAAAACUUUGAAUUUUACGCUCGAAAUUUUAAAAGUCAUUCAAAAUCCGGUAAUUUCGAUGUUGACGAGUUUUUCCUUCUUUGGCUCUGGGGUAAAGGGUCAAGGAGAGCUUGCCAAUAUAUUCCCAGCCGAGUAUCCCGUAAAGUUGAAUGCAAGCUACAAAAACGGUCCGGCUACAUCUGUUUUGUGGAACUUCGACUGCGAAACUUCAGGUCAAAGCGAUGCAUCGCAUUAUCAACUUGAGAAAUCUUUUCCAGGGGAUGUGAACCAGCGCUGUGAUAUUACUGUCACCUUAAAAAACAGCAUUAGUACUGUACACGCUUAUGGUAGUAUUAUCCUUAAACAAAGCAUGAUCUUCACCAGUCUAUCAAACGACGGUCCUGUCAAGCUUAACAAAACUAUAACACUCACAAUUUUGUUCGAAAAGUUUGCACCAGAAACGUGUAUGUGGAUCGACGUCGGAGACAACAGUUCUCUCCUGGUUUAUGGCGACGCCUCAUGUCAAACAAAGUUCGUCGUUGCUGACAUUAAUCCAAACAUUGCUGCCACACCUCUCCUGAAGUUCUUUCCUCGAAGUCCAAACACACAAGAAGUUAUUGUUGAACAUAUUUAUCCUAACAUUGGAUCGUUUCGUGUCAGAGUAAGCGCGUCAAAUAAUAUCUCCGCGGUUGCAGAAGAAACGGUUGCUGUUAUCUUGGCUUUAGAAUGCAAAAAUCCGAACAUCACUAUCACGGGCCUGGCUCCAAACUCGUCCAAUAUCUUGAACGCCACACAAGUAUAUCGUUCGGUCUCAAUCUCAUUAUCACCUGAACUACAACUAGACUGUGAAAAAACCGAAGCAACCAAAGUGACCUGGACAGUAUUUGAUUUUGUGGAUGAUCCACGCAUACACCUUGGUUAA